Molecule: messenger RNA, 4084 nt
Organism: Anopheles stephensi (Asian malaria mosquito)
Lineage: Eukaryota; Metazoa; Arthropoda; Insecta; Diptera; Culicidae
Product: sphingomyelin synthase-related 1-like
Exons: 6
Coding region: 747-2795 (682 amino acids)
Biological process (GO): ceramide biosynthetic process
Cellular component (GO): endoplasmic reticulum membrane; Golgi membrane
Molecular function (GO): sphingomyelin synthase activity; ceramide cholinephosphotransferase activity
Source: RefSeq, a predicted model, not a curated record
UCUCUUCCACGAACUGCGAUUGUGUGUGGGUACAACGGAAUACGAAACGGGUUCGCAGCAGAAUCACAGCAAAUUGAGCCAGCAUUUAUUCAGUCCAGCUCGAUUGGAGCGGUUGCGUAGCUUGUUGCGAGAUACUUCGUAUUUCCGGCCCAUCGCUAACACGGUGCGUUCGCGGAAGAGGUCGUCAGGAAGGUUCGUCAACAGUAUUUACGUAGUUGGCGCGUGUGCGCGUGUUGUAUUGUGUAGCUUAAAAUAAUCGUCAAUAAUCAUCCCUAAAAAGGGGUUUGCUUCAGGUGGGGUGAUACGAGCCAGGAGAAAGAGAGAAAGUGCGGAGUGUGUGUGACGGGGGUGUUUUUUUUCUUUAUUUUGCGGAUGAAAACCCCAAUUUUCCUGCAGAUAUAACGUGCUUCGAGGAACGGAAAUUCCCAACUGCGGAUAUACACGUAGCCAGGUGAUUGCGUGCGCGUGUUUCGUCGGAUGCUGCGGAUGGUUAUGCGGGAGUGUUUUGGCUAGUUGCACACUACUGUCAACAAUGAGCUGCCACUGUCUCUACUACUAUUUGAGUGCAUCGUCGAUUUAGUCGAUUUGAUUCGGAAUCCUCAGACAAAACAACCUGCCGCCGAUCCGUGUACUGUGCGUCGGUAGCGUCCACGUUACGUGAGUGUGUGCCGGGAAGGUGAAAAAGUGAAAUUAACCUACUUCCUCGAGAAGGCGUGUGCGUGCCUGCAUGUGACGUAUGUGGUUCGAUGUCAUCACAAAAGUAUGCAUACGAUAUUGGGCAACUGUUGAAGAAUCUUAAUGCGACCACGUACAUACCGCCCGGAUCCGCCGACAACAGCAGCAGCAGCAGAACCGCCAGCCCAACCAUGCCCGACCAACAUAACGCGCUCAGUGUGCUGGCCUGGACCUGCGAGCAUGUGAGCGAAUGGGCCCGGAAGGAAGGCCUGUCGCGGCGCAUCAUCGAGUGGAUAGCACGGGAGGACGUCGAUGGCCGAUGUUUGCUCGCGAUUACCGAACAGGAUGUGCACGAUCUACCGCAACACUGUGCCACGCAGCUCCGGUUCGGUGAUAUUAAACGGUUCUGGUUCGCCACCCGGUUGCUUCAGCGGCAACAUUUGGCCACCACCGGUCCCCUCGGACUGGCCGGUCUGUGGGCACCGGAGUACAGCAUGAAUGGUAGCGAUAUGUCGUCUGCUGGCCACCAGCCAAUGCAUCCGCAGCACCAUCCGGCAGGUUCGCAUGGUGGCAUCGGGACGCCACAUCAUCCUUCCACGGCCAGUCUGCACAACCCCCAUCACCACCACCACCACCAUCAGCAUCCUCACCACGCGUCGCUUCUGUCCAGCAUGGGCACAAGUUACGGUUCGGUCGGAUACAGCUACAGCGACCUGGAGCGCAUCUCGCCGCCCAUGUCCAUCGAUGGAUGUGCCACGUGUAUUCAGCCGGAAUUUUUCAAAACGAUGAUAAGUUUAGGUUACGCCUUUCUAGUUACCUGGAUCACCGCGUUCGUGAUGGUGGUGGUGCACGAGCGUGUACCGGACAUGAAGAAGUACCCACCGCUGCCGGACAUCUUCCUCGACAACGUGCCGCACAUACCGUGGGCUUUCCACAUGUGUGAGGUAACCGGCACGAUACUGUUCUGCAUCUGGAUGUGCGUUCUGGUGGUGCACAAGCAUCGGAUGGUGUUGUUGCGCCGUUUCUUCGCCCUGGCCGGAACCGUCUUUCUGCUGCGCUGUGUUACGAUGCUGAUUACGUCCCUGAGCGUACCGGGAACGCAUCUGGAGUGUACACCACACGAUCAUAAAUUUGACGACAGCAACGUACGUAUUACGGAAAUGAUCUACCUUCGAAUCAGCCGUGCCUAUACGAUCUGGAGCGGACUGGGCAUGUCCAUACAGGGUGUCCGUACCUGCGGUGACUACAUGUUCAGUGGGCACACGGUCGCGCUGACGUUGCUCAACUUCUUCAUUACCGAAUAUACUCCCCGCAAUCUAUACUUCCUGCAUACGCUCACCUGGCUGCUGAACAUGUUUGGCAUAUUCUUCAUUCUGGCCGCCCACGAACAUUACUCCAUUGACGUGUUUGUGGCGUUCUACAUAACGUCGCGACUGUUUCUGUACUAUCACACCCUAGCAAACAACCAGGCCCUUAUGUCACACGAUUCCAACCGGACACGCAUAUGGUUUCCCAUGUUUAGCUACUUCGAAAGCUCGGUCGAUGGUAUCAUCCCGAACGAGUACGACACGGUGUACGGUGUGCUGUACAAGGCGUUUGCCUGCGUGCUGUACGUGAAGGACGUCUGUAUGCUGACCGCACGCCGGUUCUGGAUCACCAGCAUCGACGGGCCGGCGGGUGUGCUGAAGACGAAGGUACUGUUGCAACACUUGCACCAAAAGCAAGGCGCUCAGCAAUCUCAGCCGCCGACGACAGCGGCCACCCAAACGACGUCCGCCAAGGGGGAGGAAGAGUUGGCGUCAUCCUCCCGCUCGGAGCCGGACCCGAACGCCUCCGCGCCUCUGAUACCGAACAAUCUCGAACACAAUGCAACCACUACUGUGCACGGUCGCACACCCGAAAGAAAACCCGUCAAGUGUAACAACAUCCACGCGGAGUGUGCGGACGUCGCUAGCCUGAAACGGCGAUCGUUUGGCAACAUUAGUGCGACCCUUCCAAAGAGCGUCAACGAUGCGGUCAAGUUGAAUAAUAACAACAACCACAGCAGCAACAACAACAACAACAACAACAAUCAUCUUCCUUCCGGCGGACCAAAGGAUAACACCAAGAAGGAGCACUAGGUGUGUGUGUGUGCAGCCGAUGAAGCAGUUGUUUUACAUAAAACGGAGGCUUUUACAAGUGCAAUGAUGCUACACGGAGAAAAAGCUGGUCCACUGGUUGGUAAACUAUUAAUUUAACGCUACACGUAAGCCGGUUCGUUUUUCGGGGGUUUUGUUAGUCUAUAAUGUUGUUACACUCCUUUAUACUCUCGGUUAUCUUCGUGCAGUGUUAACGGUUAACGCAAGCAGUGACAGGACCGGAAUCCCAAAACCGAACCGGAUUUCAAAUGCAGGACCUUCGGGUAGUUGGUGUUUAAACAGGAGCAAAAAACAAAACUUUGUGAUAUUGUUUUUAAACAAUUAGUAAUGGUCUCAGCAGUUUGCGAGCUGGGUAAAGUUUCUUUUUGUUAAAUCGUACGUUCGCGUUCGUUUUAUUCCUCAUCUUUUGUACAGCUUAUCGUCAUCCUCAAUUAGGUCGUUCUAUUUAUUGUCAUUCCUCUUCGCGCAGGCGAGUUGAUUUAAGUGUGUACACGCGCUGGUUUAGAAUUAAAGCGUUUAACAUUAACUUGCGUCCGUCUGUGUUUGUGGUCGUACUGUGGAGGACGAAGCUCUACCACGUGUGACGCCACAGACACACACUAACUUAAGAACUUCCCAAGUCCAGCGUGUAUUAUGGAGCAUAUUUAUAGCAGGGGAACCUCACCGGUAAUACUAGUCGAAACCAGGUCUUACAGUGAACAGUAUGGGAGGUACAGUAAGCCAGAGCAGAACAAAUUAUUGCUACUUUUCUUAGUAAACCAUAUUCCGUCUCAACACCCUUCUACCGCCUCUUCUGCACAACCGAUUGAAAGUAUUGUAAUGUGAUCACAGUACGUUUAGCAGCCGUUACUCUCUAGGCUUUAGUAACUAAUAACCACGACAAAUGCAUACCUUUUGGAAUCGGAAGUGUAAGAAUGUUGCCAAAAUUGUAGCAGAACAAAAAAGGACGAUCACUUUCAGCCCGUAAUUUCCCUCUUUAACUCUCGUUUACGUCUACGCUUCCCCUUAUCCCCGUAAUUCUAUCCUUCCAUUGUUUAUUCUAACACAGUUACAAUGUGAUGAAACACGCACAUACCACACAACUCACAACUUGCAAAGCAAUAGGAGCUUCUAAGGGCACGUGAAUCAGGAAUAGGAAUAGAUUUUAUAAAUACUCUCCGUCUUCUCUCUGGUGUACGAUGUGGGAAGGAAACGUUUGUGUUUAGCAGGUAGAUUUUGCAACGAACGGAAAAGAAGAUAAAUAUAAAAAAUAGCUUCUUGAAACUUGAAAA